AUGAUAAAACGUCUAUACUUAUCAAGUAUGAAUCACAAAGAAACAGAAACUACUAAUUCUAAACAUUGGAAAGUUAGACUUUCAAUUUGGUGUUUAAAACUUUCAUUAAUAGAUAAAAAAAUCUUUGAGAUUUUAUCAGAAUCUGUGUGUAGAUAUCAUAAUGACCGUUGGAAUCCUUUGACUCUCUCUUUGGUAUCACACUAUUGGCUUGUGGAAAUCAUCUCUAAAUCACAACCUAGAAUCACUACAUUGAGUAAUGAAGUAGAGUUUCUUGUUGGAUUACCACAAUCCUAUUAUCGAUCCUAUGCCAAACUUUAUGACAAUGUUCAAACCACCGAUAUUCCAGUAUUCAAUAUGAAACUCACCAAAUUGACAAUCAUCUCUUUAGAUCAUGAGAAAAAGAUAAAAAAGAGUAGAAAGAAGAUGUCAAAAGACUAUUAUGAUCGUUGGUUAAACCGUCGUGAUUGGAUAACACAAUAUAAUGACGCAUUGCUAUCGUUGUGGUCAUUCGAUUCACUCACUGUCAUUGGUUUAUUUGAAGGACAACAAUUGGAUCAACUAUUAAUUGCCAAUCGUCUGAGAAAAUUAAGAGUCUAUCACGAUACCGCCAAUGAAUUUCAUUUGGAAUCAUUUCCUAAUCUAACGAAAUAUACUAUUCGUCAUGACAAGGAGGAAUGGUCAUUAGAAGAAUCGGCAACAGAUAUAUUCUUUAUGCCAAAUCAUAAUCAAUCUCUUACCUCAUUGGUUAUCAACAUUCCAUUCAACAGGAAUCAUCCUCUCGAUCAAGAUGCUCAACCAAUGCCCAAUGUAACAUCACUAGAGUUAAACAAUCAAAAUGGCUUUGGUCCAUGGUCAAAUAGAGUACAAGAGAGAAUACCAUUGAAUAUCGCUCACUACUUUCCAAAUUUAACUACUCUAAGUCUCGAUAAUAUCUAUCAUCUAAUGGUCUACUCUUCAAAGGAUGAAAUGAAUACGUUACCACUACCAGUGUUAAUUGGUAAGCUAAAACAGCUCCGUCAUCUUUCGAUUAACAAUAAGAGACCAUCUGGUUUAUCGAAAAUUGAUAAAACUCUUGGUGUUUAUCCACGUUACUACUCAGAGUUUGAAACAGGUGAAACCGCUCAACUAUUUGCUAGAGAUUUGUUAGAGAUUGGUGGUCAGCUACAUACUUUAAAGCUAAAGGGUGAAGUAACUCUCUUUUCCCCACUUCUAUCACAGUCAUUGAGUUCUCUAACCAACUUGAAAAGACUAUCAACUUCACACGUCCUCACAAUGGAUGAUGUCAAUCUCUUGACACUCUUGAAUAGUUCUCUCAAAAGAGUUUCAGCCAACUUUUACAAACACAAGAACAAUGCAUUGUUGCACAUUAUCAAGAACAACAAGAACAUUGUGGUUAUAAAAGAUUAUUCAUUCGAUGGUUAUCCAACAGCAGAGCUAUUCAAUGCUUUGAGUGAUGGUGAUACAAAGUUAGAGAAACUACAAUUGGUUUGUGACAAUGAUAUGGUUCCUAAAACAAAGUGUUCUAACCUUUCUGUACACAUAUCAAUGGUUAACAGAAACAAACACAAACAACCAAGACAUCAAAACAAAGAACAAUAUCAACACUACAGAAAGUUAAUGUAUUUCGGAAACCAAGAAGAUGUCCAUGAUAAUGAAGAUCAAAGUGAAUCAAUUGAAUAA
Heterostelium album PN500 is the source of this 1680-nucleotide messenger RNA. RefSeq lists its product as uncharacterized. NCBI's taxonomy places the organism in Eukaryota, Evosea, Eumycetozoa, Acytosteliales, Acytosteliaceae. The transcript is spliced from 2 exons. Bases 1 to 1680 code for a protein of 559 amino acids. The record is from RefSeq and is a predicted model, not a curated record.